Maudiozyma saulgeensis is the source of this 294-nucleotide messenger RNA. The record is from the annotation of a GenBank genome assembly. Lineage: Eukaryota; Fungi; Ascomycota; Saccharomycetes; Saccharomycetales; Saccharomycetaceae.
AUGCAUAAGUCAGGUAAGAGAUAUUCUGAAACCGCUGCUAAGGUAGCUGCUGGUAGAGCUAGAAAGAGAAGACAAGCCUGGGAAAAGACCCAAGAAGAGAAAGCUAUGCUAGAAGUUCAAGAGGCUCAGAAAUGGGAACAAGGUGCUCGUACUCCAAACCAAAAGAGACUUGUUGCUGACCAAAAGGCUAGAGAUAAGAAGUCUGCAAAGCAAGAACGUGACGCUUUGCUCCGUGCUGAAGAAGAAGCUAUUGGUAAAGGAGGUAAGGGUCAAAAGAGAAGAGUUAUCUACUAA